CGAAGCAUUGCAUUCUGUACAAAGUGUGAAUCGUCAGACUUCAUGCUCGCUCAGCUUCCCAUUGUUUGGCGCACGCUGGCCAUUCCGGGCAUCGUCACUGUCGCCCAUGGUCUCCUCGAUGGGCUCUAAACCUCGAUGCGUCUCGCUCAACCCCAUUCGAGCAAACUCCUGCACCACUCUUCAAUCCCCACUGCUCAUCUCAGCUAUAGGCUCCAUGAAACCGUGGGAUAUCAGUAGUCAGUAGUGACCUUGGGGGCCAUGGAGUUUGCGACUGGGGCACUGGGCACCCUGCUUCCCAAGCUAGGACAGCUGCUCCAAGAUGAGUACAACCUUCAGAAGGGAGUGAAGAAAGACAUCCAGUUCGUCAGGAAAGAGCUGGAGAGUAUGCAUGCCGCCCUCCGCGAUGUCGGAGAGGUGCCACAGGAGCAGCUCAAAGAAGUAAUUAGGAUCUGGGCUCGGGAUGUUCGGGAGCUCUCCUACGACAUGGAGGACAUAGUUGACACCUUCCUGGUGCGUGUCCAGGGCUCCGAGCCUCCCAGCAAAAGGAGUGUGAAAAGGUUCGUCAAGAAGAUGACAAGUAUUGUGAGCAACGCCAAGACUCGCCAUGACAUUGGCCAAGAGAUCAAGGACAUCAAGGAGCGUGUCAAAGACGUGGCCGAGCGACGUGACAGGUACAAGGUUGAUGCUAUUACUCCUACCAAAACCUCAGUCGACCCUCGCAUAACAGCUCUGUACACUAAAGCGGCUAGCCUUGUGGGCAUUGAUAAGCCAAGGGAAGAGCUGAUCUCGAUGUUGACAAAGGAAGAUGGUGGCGAGUCGUCUGUUGAAGAAAGGAUAGUCUCUAUUGUUGGCUUCGGAGGACUAGGCAAGACAACGCUUGCUAGAGCAGUUUAUGACAAGAUUAAACAGCAAUACAAUUGCACGGCUUUUGUGUCGGUGUCUCGUGAUCCUGAUAUUAUAAAAAUUUUGAAGGACUUGCUUUAUGAGCUUGAUAGAAAUGAGUACAUGGGCAUUCACAACACAGCAUUGGGUCAACAUCAUCUUACUGACCUUGUCCAAGAAUUUCUCAAAAAUAAGAGGUACCUCAUUGUUAUCGAUGAUAUAUGGGAUACAAAACCAUGGGAGAUGAUACGAUGUGCUCUACCAGAGAACGGCCAGAAAAGUAGAGUACUCACAACUACCCGCAUAAUUGAUGUUGCUGAGCAUGUUGGUGGUUGCUAUAGGAUGAAACAUCUUACUGACAAGAGCUCUAAAAUCUUAUUCUAUGGUCGAAUAUUUGGCUCUAUAGGCAAUUGUCCUCAACAAUUUUCUGAUAUAUCUGAAAAAGUUUUGAAGAAAUGUGGAGGUGUUCCAUUAGCUAUUGUUACCAUAUCAAGCUUGCUGGCUAAUAAGACAAGAAGUAUUAAUGAGUGGUCCAAUGUGUGUGAUGCAAUUGGUGCCGGAGUAGGAAACAAUCCCGGUAUGGACAACAUGAGGAAGAUAUUGCUGCUUAGCUAUUAUGAUCUAACUCCUCAACUGAAGACAUGCUUACUGUAUCUAAGUAUAUUUCCUGAAGAUUAUGAGUUUCGAAAAACUACAUUGAUUUUGAGGUGGAUAGCUGAAGGAUUUGUCCAACUAGAAGAUGGGAGGCAAAGCUUAUUUGAGGUUGGACAGAGUUACUACCAUGAGCUUCUAAACAGAUGCCUCAUCCAGCCAGGAGACAGUGAGGGGGAUGACUUGUCUCCUCUUAGAUGCCGGGUGCAUGAUAUGGUGCUUGAUCUCAUUUGUUCCUUGUCAAGAGAUGAAAGUUUUGCUACCACUGUAUAUGGUGACUGCAGGCAAAUCACAUCUUCAGAAAACAAGGUUCGCAGGCUCUCUAUCCAUAAUGCUAGCUGGCCUACAAUGAACAUGUCAAAAUUAAGAUCCCUUACUAUAAGCAAUUCUGCUAUAAUUAAUUCAAUGCCACCCUUUUUGUGCUAUCAUCUUUUGCGUGUAUUGGAUUUUGAAAAGUGCAAUCUUAAAGACCAUACAAGUCUAGAGUUUCUUUGUAAAUUAUUUCACCUGAGGUUUCUAAGUCUAGUAGAUACUGGAUACGCUGGUGAGGUCCCAAGGGAGAUAGGGAAUCUACAGUUUUUGCAGACUUUUUACUUCUCUGGAACUUACAUAAAACAAGUCCCAUUGAGUAUCUUGGGGAUGAGACAACUAAUGUGCCUUGCCGUUGGGAUGAAUACAAGGCUGCCAACAAGUGGAUUGAGAAAUCUAUCGUCUCUGGAGCUGCUUCGGAUGAAUGUGGAUUCUGCAUACAUUGCAGAAGAGCUGGGCCAUCUGACGCAACUGAGGGUGCUAAUGGUUGUUCUCAGGAAGGACAAGGAAGGCAGAUGGGAUGAAAGGAUAUGCAGAGUUCUGGUGGGGUCCCUUAGCAAACUGCACAAAAUCCAAACUCUACAAGUAGAAAUCUCAGAUGACGUGGAAGUUCAUCUUGAAGGCUCAGUGGACUCCCCGUGGAAUCUAUCUCAUCUUGUUAUUUUUGGAACCAGUCGGCUGCCGACAUGGAUUGAUCACACAUCAUUUCAACUCCUAUCCCAGCUAUGCAUAAAGGUGGGUCAAGUUGGAAGGGAGGACAUCCAUGUCCUCGGCCGGCUGAAGGCUCUUCGUGUUCUCCACCUGGGAAUGGUUGGCGCCAAACAAGUGUUUGAAAGGUUCAUGAUUAGCGCUGAUGCCUUCCCAUGUGUGACACGGUGUGUAUUCUCGGGGUUUUCGACGGUGCCAUCUAUGUUCCCACCUGGAGCUAUGCCGAGCCUUCAACGGUUUUGUUUUGAUAUAAGACUAGAGGAUUUCGGUGAUGAUAGUGGAUUUACAGUUGACGACCUGGCCUUAUGCCACCUCCCGUCACUACAGAGGGUUUGGGUUUGCCUAGAUGGAGAGAGAGCCAGAGACAUCAAAGAUGUGGCAAUGAAAGCCCUGACGAAAGAGGCACACGCCCACCCGAACCACCCUGAUAUUGAUGUCGGAAUCAAUGGGCAGUGGAGCCAGCUGUGCAGGUAAUGGAAGGAUGUACGCACUAGUUCUAUGGAUUUUCAGCGGAGGACCUCCACCACUACCUACAACAUGUUCCCCCCUUCGAAGAUCUUCACCAAUAUAUGUCCCACUCCCACCUGUUGCGCACGGUCUCCACCUCGUAUGUCGCCAUUGCAGUUGAUUCAUCUACAGCAUUGCCACUGCGUGUGAUCUAGCUUAACUCUGAGAUCACCGUCGAUUGCCCCCGCACUCAAAUAAUUGUGUUAACGUUCUUGUGUAUUUGAUCAUGCUUGCUGGAUCUCUGUAGAUCCACGUCCACCUGGCUUGCUCAAGGUUUCAAUUUACUUGUGCUCUUUAGACCUUCCCGGCCCUCCCUCGAUUCUAAAUAAAUUAUAAAAUAUUUUGGCUUUUCUAUAUACUUAUGUACUUAUAUACAUACUAUGUCUAUUUGCUCAUGCUGGGAUUGGCUUGCUGUAAUAUUGUGGAACAUUAAUGGAGGCACACUCAUAUGCUUCCUAUUAUCGUAGUUUGGAAU
Molecule: messenger RNA, 3532 nt
Organism: Sorghum bicolor (sorghum)
Lineage: Eukaryota; Viridiplantae; Streptophyta; Magnoliopsida; Poales; Poaceae
Product: putative disease resistance RPP13-like protein 3
Exons: 6
Coding region: 259-3024 (921 amino acids)
Biological process (GO): defense response to other organism
Molecular function (GO): ADP binding
Source: RefSeq, a predicted model, not a curated record